This is a messenger RNA of Seminavis robusta, 3540 nucleotides long. NCBI's taxonomy places the organism in Eukaryota, Bacillariophyta, Bacillariophyceae, Naviculales, Naviculaceae. The record is from the annotation of a GenBank genome assembly.
UCCAUUCCAAUUGAUAGAAUCGAAUCGAAACGAAUCGAAUCGAAUCGAAUCGAAUCGAUUCUGUGGCUCUGGUCCUUCAUCUUGCUCUUUCCUCGUUGCCUCCUUUGGUUGCCACUGGUGGGAGACCAAGAUACCUGCUACCUUACCAGGUAUGCUGCUGCUUGUAACACAAUUGGACUUGACUCCAAGGACGAAGACUUGAUUAAGUUUCGAUAGAGAGGAUGUCUUCAAGCAACAUUAGUAGAAGGAUUCCAUGGCAAAGAUACCGGUACCACAGAGAGAUUGGUUUCUAUGCGGCAAGACAUCGGACACCUGAAUCGUCUGCAGUGGAGCUGAAACGACAUCUAUCUACCAGCGCUAGUAGCAGUAGCAGUGGUACCAACAAUGGGGUCUCGAGCAUCGCCAGCAGCAAGCGCAAUGCUGCUAUCACCAAGAUUUCUCUCGACAAGACCAAGUCAGGAAUGCUUUCUUACCAGCAUGCUACCCAACGAAUGAUCCAGGCUCCUAUGGGAAGCUUUGACUCCAGAGCUUGGCACGAAGCAGAAUGGACCAUGCGCUAUUGGAAUCGGCAACGCACUGUCGAGAGUGUCUUUGCGUCCUUGGAUUUACUGGAUCGAUUCAUCAAGGAAUAUUCGCAUCAGUGCCAGCAACACAAACAAGCUUUGCCGUUGCCAGACGUUUUACAUACGGCAUCACUCAACUUUACAAUCCACAACUGGCAAGCAUGUGCCAAAAGCCUGAAAUCACCCAAACGCAUAUCCACCCUGCCCAGUCCUGCCAGCAUGCUGGAAAAAGUGGACUACUUUCGAGACUUUCACAAUUCGGUGCCAGAAUUGACCUCGCACUUGCCCUUGCCCUUGCAACCCAGUGUGCACUCGUAUUCAAUCAUCAUUGAUGCCCUGGCGUUUGCUCAACUUCACUCAUUACAACAAUCUAUCAUUGGCAAUCCUACAGCGGAAACAUCAGAUGUCUACGGGAAUAUAGGUUGGCACUUUACCAAAACACCUGCCCCGAUAAUCGCAGAGGAAAUUCUGCAUCGUCUGGUAAGAACUUGCGACUCCAAUCCAUCUCUGAGACCGUCCAUUAUCACAUUCAACAGUACCAUCAACACGUGGUCCCGUUCGAGACAUCCCGAAGCACCCGAGCGAGCACAACAGAUACUUCAAAUCAUUCAAGAUUUGUCCAAACAACCCGGUUGGAAUGGUCUACACCCGACCACGCAAACAUAUGGAACUAUCAUUCACACGUGGGCCAACAGCAACUCGACAAUGGCAGCAGAACAAGCACAACUGCUAGUACAAGAAAUGAAACAGAUGCAGCUGCCUCUCAAUGGGGAGAUUCAUCUGGGCGUCUUGAAAGCUUGGAGCUCCAGCACGGAUCCACAAGCAGCCGAACGAGCCAAUGAACUGUUGCAAGAUUUGAUUGUAAACUUUGAGAAACAAUGGCAAGAGUCCAAGGUGCUCAAGCCACCCAUGAACUGCAUUCUUGCCGUCAUGAACAUCUUCGCCAAAAAGGGAGAUGCCAAAAGGGCAACCGAAAUCUUGGAGCAAUUGAACAGCUUGUAUGAAACUUGUGGUCACGAUCCCGAUCUCUGCCCCAAUGCAGACGUGUUCAACUGCGUACUUAGGGCUUGGAGCCGAAGUCGAUCGAAAGAGGCAUAUGCUCGGUGCGAAAGGAUAUUGACACAGAUGCGUGAUCUUGCCGAGAAUACUGGCAAUCAGAACCUAAUGCCAAACAUUAUGAGUUACAACGCGGCUCUGCAUGCCCUUGCCAAAAGUCGUCGAGACGAUGCAUUGCAGCGAGCGGAGGAACUCUUUGGCGCCAUAGAGAAAUCGUCAGAGACCAAACCAGACCUUGUGACGUACAAUGUCAUGCUACAUCUGAUUGCGAGAUCCAGAGGAGAAAACAAGGCGGGAAAAGCAGCACAGUGGCUUCGACAAAUGUGGAAUCUUUAUUCUUCCAAGGCCGUUGACUUCAUGCCGGAUUCCACAUCAUACAAUACCUGUAUCGAUGCCAGUCGGAACGACCCAGUUCGCGCUGAGACACUCUUCCACGAGCUAGAAGAGCGGUACAAUCACUUUGGAAUGGGAGCACUCAAGCCGACAAGGAUAUCUUACGGGUCAUUGAUCGCUGCUUGGGCUGGAAGCAACCAUCGUGAUGGCGGGGAGAAAGCGCAACAAGUAUUCGAAUCAAUGGUUGCCGCUGGAAUUCGACCCACAAACGUCGAGUACAACGCUACAAUUCACGCUUGGGCCAGUGUUGGCAACGUAGAUCGAGCCGAAAGUAUCCUGAACAAGGCGCUGGACGACUAUUCAGGGGGCAACAGACAAGCAAAACCAAAUGUUCAGAGUUUCACUUCCCUGUUGCAUGCCCUUGCCAAGCGCAAAUCGCAGGAUCCCUGGGGUGAUGCGAAGCAUGCAGAGGCGAUUCUCGUGCGCAUGGAAGAGCUAAGGUCUGUGUUGGGUGAGGAUAUUAAACCGAACGCCUACAGUUUCAAUGCCACUCUAGACUGCUUUGCUAGAUGCCAAAGGAGCAUUGUUGCACCCAAACACGCCGAAAGAAUCUUACGUCACAUGCAGGCAUUAUACCAGGCCGGCAACCGCAAUUUAAAGCCCACAGUAAUCAGCUACACAACAGUCAUGAAUUGCUGGCUUCAGAGUCGCUCGGAGGAGACAGUUGAGCGGGUUCAACUUUUGUUUGACGAGUUGCAAACAAGAUACAUGGAAACAAGAGACAAAGACUUUAGACCUUCGCAAUUCACCUAUAAUACCCUCAUAGGGGCAUACGCUCGAGAUACGACCAAUGAUGAUUCGCUAACGAUGGCUAUGGCUCAUUUUGACAACAUGACAGAACAAUUCGAAAGAACCAAAGAGUUGGAGCUGCGACCAGGCCCAAUGCAUUUUUCGGUGAUACUAAGCGCUUACUCGCGACGAGGAAUGGCCAAGGAAGCGGAAGAAUUCCUGGAACGGAUCCUCUCCAUGUGCCGAGAAUUUAGUUUGGCAGACGGCAAAAAGAUGGAAAUCUCGUCAUCUUUCAACGGUGUAAUCGGUGCUCACGCCCGAUCCAAGCUUCCCGGGGCAGCUGAAAUGGCUCUCAAGACUUUGCGUCGAAUGGCAGAUUUGGGUCCAGGGAAUGGUUACGUUCGUGCGCCGCCGAACGUCUAUUCUUACACAACCGUGAUGUUGGCUUGGUCAUAUGUGGCUCACUUGGAUCCCACGGCCAUCACAACGUGUCAAGAGCUCCUUCACGAAAUGCUUGAAUCGGCCCGUUUAGGCAAUCGGUCAGUCAUGCCGAACAACUUCACCUUUGGCACCAUGUUGCAAGUGAUUUCACGCAGCCACCAUCCCGAAAAGAAGGAACUUGCUGAAGGAAUACUCCGAAUAAUGCAACAACAGGGCAUCAGGCCCGAUUCAUUUGUGGAAAAGGAAUUGGAAGCUAUUCGUAGCCAGAUAUAGUCCAGACAUCCUUUCCCGGCUACCGGUAUCUGCUAACUAUCUACAUGUAAUAGAUCGAUAGAUGAUAUAUCUGCUACUACCAUGU